Molecule: messenger RNA, 1068 nt
Organism: Nelumbo nucifera (sacred lotus)
Lineage: Eukaryota; Viridiplantae; Streptophyta; Magnoliopsida; Proteales; Nelumbonaceae
Source: RefSeq, a predicted model, not a curated record
UGGUCAUCUGUGGUCUCUGCCGACUGCCGGAGAUCCAGGGGGAGGGGAAGGGGAUACAGUGCGCACGGGAAAAUGCCAGGCCCCGGUCCUCACAUGAUGUACACGCUGGGUUCGGGAGUGGGACUGAUGAGCGUAUCCAAUGGACGGUUCAGCCCUCACCACUGCAUCGUUUACGCCAUUAAUGCGUUCUUGGGUCCGGACCUGGGUUCGUUCUCCGAGUGGAUCAGUUCCACCCUCGGCGUAGGCCAGAAAUUGGGCUCUCUGAUUAUGGACGCAAUCCACCACCCCUUCUACUACAUCUUAAUCCUAGGUCUUCCCUUGUCUUUGUUGUACAGUUGGCUCUCCAGGGUUUUUCUCCAGAAGGGCUUCCUCGAUUCUUUUUCAGGAGUUCCUCUUAAUAAAAGGCAAUGUUUGCUGUUACUCUCUGCAGGUUCUUUAUCGCACUUUUUCUUAGAUCACUUGUUUGAGGAAAAUGGUCAUUCUUCAACAUAUUCUUGGAUAUUGAGCACCGGUUGGUGGAAAAGCCGAGCUGCUGUCAAUCCUGAUGCUGUUAUUGUGGUGGGGUUCUUGUGCACCUUCCUGAUUGGGGGAUUCAUUUACAUAAACAGAGUAAAGCCAACAAAGCCCAUUAGAGCGCAGUCUAGUUCUAGUGGAUCAGUUAAACUUCUUCUAACCAUAGCUAGCCUAUACUGCCUCUGGUGUGCAAGUCAGAUAUACUGGAGAAAUCCUCCUCAACCAGCAGUUGGUGAAGAAUCUGACCUCGGGGUUCUUGUGUUCCUUGCUAUUUAUUUCUUUCUACCGCACAGUCUCUGUAUCAUGUCGAUGAACGCAAUAGAACAUCUCCCUGUUUAACAUUUUUAGCAGUCUAGGAUGAGGAAUGAAACUUCCCUCCGAUGACAGUCUGAAAUAAACAUUUAUUAGAUCUUUUUCAGACCCCAGCCUCCGCUGGAGGCAUCUCCCAUGUAAACAGCAAUUUUGAUAUGCAAGAGAUCCAUCAUUUCUAUAACAAGUAAUUUAAACAUCAGUGGAGAAAAUGUAUGGUUGCAUUAUCUAUUCAAUUGUCUGUAA